CAGAGCAAGUUGCAGGCGGUUUGAAAGAAGGCGGAUAGGACGAGAUUCAGCCAAAGCGUCGCCGCGCCAGGGGUCCCGGCCUUGUGGGGUCUGCAAAUGCGCUACCUUGGGGCGUCUGCUAUGCGAACGAUUCAUGCAGCACCUGUGGCGUGACGUCAGCAUGUGCAUCGUGUGCGCGGGCUCGAGAUGGUCGCGGCGGCUGGCGGGCGCCGCGCCAUGGCUUGUGGUGCCCAUUUUGGUCCUGUGGGGGGUCACGCAGUUCUUCCCCAAGGGCUGGAGGAUAGAGGUGACGUCACCCCGGGUGCUGUGCGUCAUUACCCUGCUGAGCUUGGCGUGGUACGAGUUGGCCCUCCCCAGGUUGAAGGACUUCCGGGCGCGGCGUAAGGCGGAGGCGCUCGAGCGGAAGCGCAUCCUGGCCUUGGAGGAGGCACGGUGGCGGAAAGUCGCCACUAGGCGGUGCCGCAACUGCCUGGCCGCGUAUGAGAAGCAAACACCCCCGGGCGGCAAGUUCAUGUGCACUUACUGCGGGCACGUCUCCCGAAAACCCGUCCUCGACGCUCCAAAUGGAGCCGCACCAGGAACGGGGGGUAGCGCCGGGCGAGGGCCCGGUUGGCUGCUUGACUGGUGCGGCGCGCUGAAAGAGGCGCUCUGCCUCGAGCGGUGUGAAAAGGGGCAGAAGGCCGGGUGGUUAGGGACGGGGUUGUGGCUGACCUCGUGGGGGGUGUCGCUCGGGCUGUGGCCGCUGCGGCGCGGGUGGCGUGCGUGUCGCGCGCUGCAGGGGUUGCGGGAGGACGAGAAGGGAGACGAGGGGCGGCGGGGGGAGCGGCGGGGGGACGAGGGCGCGGUGAGCAAAGAGGAGAAAGCGAGAAAGAGAGCGGAGGAGAAAGCGCAAGCGCGGUUGGAGCGGGAGGCACUCGAGGCGGAGGAGCAGAAGCAACGGCUCGAGGUGGCCCGGCUCGUGGAGGAGCGGCGGAGGGAGCGCGACAGGCAGCUGGCCGCGCAGAGGGAAGGGGAAAAGGAGGCGGAGAAGGAGCGUGAGCGUGAACGGCGGCGCGAGCAAGAGACGGCUCGGCGGCGGCCCGACAAGCAGCGCGACCGCCAAAAGGCGCCUGAGAAAGAGAACGAGAAGAAGCCGGCACGGAGCUCCUCGGGGGAGGUGGACAAGCCGGCCCGGGGAAACCAACCGGGCCCUCUGCGGGACACCAAAGAGAAAGUAGGCAGCGACCGGGAAGUCAAACCGGUCUCUCGGCCGCUCAACGGCACCACAACCCAGAACCACACGCGCUCGCCCCCCGUGCACCUGAAAUCGGACCUCGACGCGAAAACGCGAGCGGGGAUUGUAAAGAAUGGGCCCGUGAUUAACGUGCGGACAGUCCAGGCAAAGGUUGCGGCGGCCGUGGCAGCGGCCAAGACCAAUCAGAGUGCGCCAGGUGUCAGGCCCCCUGCAGUGGGGCCGAGCACCACCAACGCGUGGGCGAAUGGGCCGCUGCCAGCUGUCAGGAAGGCGGCGACAUCGCAGAAACCUGCAACGCCGCCGCCAAUAAUGCCUCCUGGGUCUGGGGUCGGGUCAGCAGCGGGGGCAGGGGGCGCAGGGGAGAAUGGUCCGGGGGGGGCGAGCUCUGCCUGGUUCGGCUCUGCAUGGGCCACCCCCUGGGCGAAGGUGGCGGCGGCUGGGGCGGAAGCAGCGGGACCGGGGCCUUCGUCUGCACCAAAGUCGCCCUCAGCCCCCCAGCCCGGUCGCUCCUGGCACAGCCUCUUCACCCGCCACUCCCCGAGCCAGCACGACCCCCCCCCUCCCCUCCACCUGCAAAGCAACCCCCCGUCGCCAUACGCGUCGUCUCCGUUGGGCUCUCCAUUUGGGCGCUCCCCAGCUUCACCCCCCCUCCCCGAAGACUCCACAUUCGAACCCCCCUACGGGACGAAUGGGUUAGCGUACGGGCAUGCAAAAGGGGUGUGGGGAAAUUCAACGAGUUCCUUGGGCCAGUUUACACAAACCGAAAGGGGCCAGUUCGCACAAUCCGAAAGGGGCCAAUUUACGUCGUCUGAAAUGUCCGCGCCCCAUCGGCCAGCCCCGGUGGGCACAAAGGUAAGAAACGGGACGGCAGACCCGAUCCAGCGGCUGGUAGACGAUCCCUGGGGAACCGGUGUGAAUAGCCGCUUCCAAGACGGUAUGAACGGGCACGGUAACAGCCACAGCGCGAACGGGCGCUACCAAUCGGACGGAGUGAACGGGCGCUUCCCGGGUUGGGACGAGAGCGGCAGCAGCAGCGGGUCUUCUGGCAAAUGGCGCAUGUGGGACACCCCGGCCCUGGAGGAGAUUUCUCACACCUCGGCGCAGCUCUCGCAGCCGUCCCGGGGGGGUCCCCCGGGCAUGCCGUCGCGCCCCCUGUCGGCGGACUCCGUCGCCUCCUCCGCCUCGUCCUGGAGCUACCGCCCCGGAAGCGCGCGCAGCCAAGCCACCCCCCCGCCAGAAUCGGACGCCGCUCUCAAACUCGCGCAGCACCUGGAGAUGCUCUCGCGGAGCCCCGGAGUGUCGCCGUCCCCCCCGCCGAUCAAGAUGACGCCCUCGUCGAGCAUCUCGCUCCCGACGUCCCUUUCCCCGCGCUCCCCCCAGACCGGGUCUCCGAGCCUAAACCUCCCCAAAACCCUGUCCCCGCUCGCCAGCAGCCUCUCCCCCCAGUCGCUCUCCCCGACCCGCAGCCUCCCGACCUCGUUCGCGGCCCUGCCCGAAACCCUAAACCCCGAGCCUGCCGUGCCGGAAACCCUGCAGAUGUACCAAGCCCUGUCGCCCACGUUGCUAAAGCCCGCGAAAGUGCUAUCGGCGCUGCCCGCGUCGGCCGCGUCGGCCCCGCCGUUCAUCCCCGAGUCGAUGAGCAACUCGAGCACGGAGCUGGCGGAGGCGCUCGCGCGCGCGCACGCGGCACUGCCAAGUGGCGCGCCGUGGGGCGACCACGUGGCGAGGCUGGAGACGGCGCGGAGCAUCUGGGAGGAGGCGGAUCGCGCGCACAUCAUGGUGCCGCCGGAGUUUGUGGACUGCAUAACCCAGGAGGUUAUGGUGGACCCGGUUAUAACUGCAGAUGGGCACUCGUACGAGCGGUCGGCCAUCGAGGUCUGGCUGAGGCACCAUGACACCAGCCCCAUGACGGGCGAGGUCCUGCCCCCGCCCCCCGGCCAGGACAACACCGGGGUCGACAAAACGCUCCGCCCCAACCACAUCCUGCGCGGCCAAAUCAUCGAGUAUCGGGAGCGUCUUACGAGGGGGGCCAAGCAGCGGGUGGCCGAGCAGGCGGGGUGGGGCAGCACGAGCGGCCAGCCCAGCGGGCAGGCCACCGAGCGCCCCCGCCUGGCGCUUUUCCUCCACAACGACCAGGGGGUCUGGUAGACUGCGCUUGAAAACCUCGUACGCAGUUGGGAAUGUACUUGUGGGCGGGGGUAAGAUCUGAGUGGAGUCUGGUAGGCUGCGCUGGAAAUGCUACGCCAGAACGGGAUUUACUUUUGGGCGGGGUUAAGGUUUGAAUUUGCGGUCAGAACUGGGAGGGGUUGGGUACAAUCACACAGCCGAGGAGGGUUCGGGACUGAUGAAUUUAUGCUAUGCCGUCGAGAUGGGGCGAAGGUUGGCUGCAGGCGGGCGGGCCACGUUUUGGGCGGUGGGCUUUCGAAGCUCACGCCGCAUGUCUGUCGAGAGAGAGCACGGGAGGAAAGUCCCGGACACGUGUCUGUUGCUAGAUUGCGAUUCUUUGAUGGACCUGAGGGAAACGUCGUCAAUAUUUUUGUCUUCAACGGGGUCGUUGAACCCUUGCUAAGUUCGAGCCUCGUUCUUCAUUUGGCACUCGCGCAUCAUUUGUGGGUUUCUGUAGUACAAACCCCAAAAGAUGGUGAUAUGGUCACUUGCUAC
This is a messenger RNA of Klebsormidium nitens, 3895 nucleotides long. The record is from the annotation of a GenBank genome assembly. NCBI's taxonomy places the organism in Eukaryota, Viridiplantae, Streptophyta, Klebsormidiophyceae, Klebsormidiales, Klebsormidiaceae.